AUGUCUCAACAGAGUGUGUUUGUAACGGGCGCCAACGGUUAUAUCGGAUUAGCCGUCUGUCGCGCGUUUGUCAGCGCUGGAUGGAGAGUAUUCGGUCUUAUUCGCAGACCUGAAGCGGCUGCUGAACUCUACAGCGCUGAAGUCGUACCAAUUCUAGGUACCUUUGAUGACUUGUCCAGCCUCUCUGAAUUGUACAAACACGUCAAGAGUGUGGAUGUCAUUGUGGGCGCCACCGAAGUUUUUCCCAACUAUGGAGAGCACUACCUCCAAGUGAACCAGUACAUUCGAUCACUCGCAAAGGUCUCCAACGACCACGGCGUCCGACCUCUGGUACUGUGGACUUCGGGGUGCAAGGACUAUGGCAACACUGGUGUCGACGGAUCCCCAAGCCUUGUACCGCACACCGAGGACUGCCCGGCUACUCCCAGUGUAGCUUUCCUGCAGCAGCGCGCAACCUUUUCCUUGAAGAUUUUUGAGAAUACCGAUCUUUUCGAUGCAGCAGUCUUGCGCCCAACCAAUGUGUAUGGCCGCAGCAGCAGCCACUAUGGUCGCUGGUUCGAGGUUGCGCAAGAGCUCAAGACCACUGGCGCUGAACUGAAGCUCACCAUUGAUCCAAAGUCGAUCUUGCAUGCCAUGCAUGUGGACGAUUGCGGAGAGGCAUAUGUUGCCCUCGCGGAGCACUCUGACCGCAGUCAAGUUGCGGGACAAUGUUUCAACAUUUCAGCACACGCCUACGAGACCUCGGAAGCUGUAUGGCGCGCUCUGGAAAGGGAAUAUGGCAUUGAGGGAAAAGUCCAAUUUGUACAGGAAAGCGACGUCGCUGAACCCACGCCAUUCUCCCUGGCUGGGGUGUUUGGAUAUAGCCAAUGGGUUAGCAGCGUCAAGUUGAGAAAGUUGACUGGAUGGAAAGAUCGGAGGAUGCUAUUCACGGAGAAUUUGCCAGUGUAUCGCAAGGCUUACGAGGUGGCAGUCGCGACAAAGGCUGACGACAUUGCCCGGGCAGACCUGACAAAGGCGUUUCUGGAUACUCAAUAA
This is a messenger RNA of Pestalotiopsis fici W106-1, 1035 nucleotides long. RefSeq lists its product as uncharacterized. The record is from RefSeq and is a predicted model, not a curated record. Bases 1 to 1035 code for a protein of 344 amino acids. The transcript has a single exon. NCBI's taxonomy places the organism in Eukaryota, Fungi, Ascomycota, Sordariomycetes, Amphisphaeriales, Sporocadaceae.